AUGAGUUGUUGUCUGCUGUACCGCGGAGACGUAAAUCCAAAUGACGUAAGUAGGGCGAUCGCGUCGUUGAAAGGAAAGAAGUCGAUUCGUUUUGUCAGCUGGAGUCCGACCGGGUUCAAGGUAGGAAUUAAUUAUCAACCGACCACCACGGUUCCCGGCGGAGACUUAGCAAAAUCAAAAAGAACAGUGGCGAUGCUCAGCAACAACACCGCUAUCCGACAGGGUUGGGGAUUGCUGGCUCGUAAAUUUGAUUUAAUGUACCGAAAGAAAGCUUUCGUUCACCAUUACAUAGGGGAAGGUAUGGAGGAAAGCACGUUCCAAGAUGCUCUCGAGAACGUGGCAGCUUUGAUAGACGAUUACAAAGAGGUGGAGAGAUGUACGAGCCUCAUGAUUUCGUUAGAGCUUCUAAUUUUCUAA
Messenger RNA from Megachile rotundata (alfalfa leafcutting bee), 417 nucleotides. Its product is annotated as tubulin alpha-1C chain. Gene Ontology annotation, biological process: microtubule-based process. Gene Ontology annotation, molecular function: GTP binding; structural constituent of cytoskeleton. The record is from RefSeq and is a predicted model, not a curated record. Lineage: Eukaryota; Metazoa; Arthropoda; Insecta; Hymenoptera; Megachilidae. Gene Ontology annotation, cellular component: microtubule.